Vigna umbellata (rice bean) is the source of this 6523-nucleotide messenger RNA. NCBI's taxonomy places the organism in Eukaryota, Viridiplantae, Streptophyta, Magnoliopsida, Fabales, Fabaceae. The record is from RefSeq and is a predicted model, not a curated record.
CUCUUCAACCUUUCCUUCAAUCCCAAUGGCAGAAGCUUUGCUAGGAAUUGUGCUUGACAAUUUGGGAUCUUUUCUUCAAGACCAACUUGCAACUUAUUGGGGUGUUGAUCAACAUGCUCAUAAACUUUCCAGCAACCUCACCACAAUCCGUGCUGUCCUCAGAGAUGCUGAGAGAAAGCAAAUAACAAGUCAUGCUGUGAAGGAUUGGCUGCAGAAACUCACAGAUGCAGCAUACGUGCUUGAUGAUAUCUUGGAUGAGUGUUCAGUUCAAUCCAAAAAACUGCACUCUGUUGAUGGUCAUACUUCACGCCUAUCCCAUCUCCAUCCUAAGGACAUUCUCUUUCGCUUUCGUAUUGGGAAGAGGAUGAAAGACAUCACUCAAAGGUUUCAUGACAUUCAUGAAGAAAGGCUCACAUUUGAAUUGCGUGUGGGCGUCACGGAGAAGCAAGCAGUGAAUGAUGAUGAUAAUGAUUGGCGUCAAACUAGCUCAGUGAUUACCUAACCAAUAUUCUGUGGCAGAGACAAGGAUCGAGAGAAAAUUGUAAAGUUUCUGUUGGAAGAUGCUAGUAACAGUGAAGAACUCAGCAUCUAUCCCAUAGUUGGUAUGGGUGGACUUGGCAAAACAACUCUUGCCAAGCGGGUCUUCAAUGAUCACGAGAUAAGUAAACAUUUUGACUUGAGAAUUUGGAUCUGCGUUUCGGGUGAUUUCAAUGUGAAGAGAAUACUGCAAUCCAUUAUAGAAUGUAGCAUUGGUCAAAAUCCCAACCUGGGUGAUUUAGAAGCAAGGCGAAAAAGGGUUGAAGAAGCAUUGCAAAGAAAGAGGUAUUUACUUGUUCUUGAUGAUGUGUGGAAUGAAGACCGAGAGAAGUGGAAGGAGUUGAAGGGGAUGUUGGAGUGGGCGAAGGGAGCAAAAGGAGCUACGAUUUUGGUCACCACUCGACUUCAGGAAGUUGCCUCCAUCAUGGGGACGCAUCCUGCUUACAGUUUGACAGCAUUGUCAGAAGACGACAGUUGGUCAUUGUUCAAACACCAUGCAUUUGAACUAAACAGAGAAAAAAGGGAAGAGCUUGUGGCAAUUGGCAAAGAAAUAGUAAGGAAAUGCGUUGGUUCGCCACUUGCAAUCAAAACACUGGGAAGCUGUUUGCGUGAUGUAAGUGAAAUAAAGCAGUGGCAGAAUAUAAAGGAAAGUGAGAUUUGGAAUAUACAGGAGGUAAGUAGUUCUCUGAUAAGUGACGAAAAUUCUAUCAUGCGUGCCUUGAAAUUAAGCUAUUUUAAUUUGGAGUGGUCAUUGCGGAGAUGCUUUUCUUUCUGUGCAAUUUUCCCUAAAGAUUUUGAAAUUGAUAAAGAAGAACUCAUUCAUCUUUGGAUGGCUAAUGGAUUUAUUAAACAGGAAGGGAAUGUAGAGGUGGAGGAUGUUGGUAAUAAAGUGUGGAAAAGAUUAUACGAUAGAUCAUUCUUUCAAGAAGCAAAGGCCAAUAGGAUUGGUAUGAUUAAAACUUUCAAGAUGCACGAUCUCUUCCAUGAUCUUGCUCAGUCUAUUAUGGGCGAAGAAUGUGUGAUUUACGGGGAAAGAAAGUUGACUCGAUUGCCAAAUAGAGUUCACUAUUUACGAUUGUUAAAUUCUAAUUAUUUUGUCGAUAUGGCUGCCUUCAAGAAAGUUGAAUCAUUUCGAACUGUAAUUGAUUUUGGUCAAGGAUUGCAUUGUGUAAAUAUUGGUUUGUUGCCAUCAAAUCAUUGUCUCCGAGCAUUACACAUAAGAUCUUCUCUUUUCUCCCCACUGAAUAAUUUAUCACAUUUGAGAUAUUUGAGUUUGGACAUGUGUUCAGUAUUGCAUAAUUCUAUUUGUGGGUUGCAGAAAUUGCAAAUACUGAAACUCGAAUAUUGUGGAGGGUUGCAUAAUUUUUUUCCAGAAAACAUGACACAAUUACAGGAUCUUAGGCAUCUUGUGAUUAAUAAAUGUCCUUCAAUAGCAGAGAUGCCUCGGAAUAUUGGAAAGUUAAGGCAUCUAAGAACAUUGAACACCUUCGUCGUGGGUUCAAAACUGGAGUAUGGGUUGGCAGAGUUACAUGGCUUAAGUCUGGUUGGCAAACUGCAUAUGAGAGGCCUUGAGAAUGUGAGCAAUGAAUGGGAGGCUAAAGAAGCAAAUUUGAUGAGCAAGAAGGAGUUGAAUCGCCUAUACUUAUCAUGGGGUGGUAGUGCUAACUCACAAGGUAGUAAUGUUAGUGUGGAGAGAGUCCUGGAAGACCUGGAACCUCCCUCAACUCUGAAGAGUUUUGGGAUGCAAGGAUAUCAGGGAAGAAAGUUAUCGAGUUGGAUGAGAAGUGUUGUAGUUCUUAAAGACUUGGUGGAAGUUAUACUCGUGGACUGUAAGAACUGUGAGGAGCUUCCUCCACUUGGAAAACUACCACACUUGAAAAAGAUAGACGUGCGUGGAAUGAAAAAUGUGAAGUGGAUAGAUGGUGAGUCGUAUGAAGAAGGUGUGGAGGAGAAGGCAUUUCCAUCGUUGGAGAAAUUGAGUGUGAAGAAUUUACCAAAUUUGGAGAGGUUGUUGAGGGAUGAAGGAGUAGAAAUGGUCCCUCGUCUUUCCCAAUUAAGAAUUGAUGGUGUGUUGAACUUUAAAGUCCCACGUCUUCCUUGUGUUGAGACAGUUCAUGCUAGAGGAAUUGAGGCAGUGACUUCUUUCAUGGAAGGGGUUGCGGAGAAUAUGACAUGUCUGAAGAGCUUGCAAAUUGCAUUCAUGAAAGAUUUGAAGGUACUGCCCGACAAACUGAGCAGUCUGAGUGCACUACAGAAACUAGAGAUAUUGGGAUGUGAGGAGUUGAGGUCACUGCCAAGUAGCUUUCAACGCCUCACCAACUUGUCUAAAUUAAGUAUUUUCAAUUGUCCUUGGCUGAUGGAGAGAUACAGAAGGGAAACAGGAAAUGAUUCGCAACUCAUAGCUCACAUUCCAAAUAUAGAAUUGGAAUACAUCUUCGCAUUCGAAGAGACAGAGGCUUUACCAUUUAGUGUAGAAAGUUGGCUGCGAUCAUCUUGCUCAUGGAACUGCUUCAAGGCUACAAGACCGCCUGCCAAAAUAGAAAAAUUUUAUUUUGACUACAUGGAUGAAAUGGCUGAGCCUUUGCUCGGAAUUGUAAUUCAAAACUUGCAAUCUUUUGGCCAAGACCAACUUGCUACGUUUUGGGGUGUUCACCAACACACUCAAAAGCUUUCCAGCAAUCUCACUGCAAUCCGUGCUGUCCUCAGAGAUGCUGAGAGAAAACAAAUCACAAGUCAUGCUGUCAAAGAUUGGCUGCAGAAACUCACAGAUGCAGCAUAUGUGCUUGAUGAUAUCUUAGAUGAAUGUUCUAUUCACUCCACAAAAGUGAAUUUUGGUGAUGGAGAUACUUCAUGCCUAUCCCGUCUCCACCCUAAGGACAUUUUCUUUCGUUUCAAUAUUGGCAAGAGGAUGAAAGACAUCACCCAAAGAUUUCAUGACAUUCACGAAGAAAGGAGCAUGUUUAAUUUAGUACCCGGUGUCACAGAGGUCCAAACAAUCCAUGAUAAUUGGCGCCAAACUAGCUCUGACAUUACAGAGCCUAUAGUCUACGGCAGAGACCAGGAUCGAGAGCAAAUUUUGAAGUUUCUUUUGGAAGAUGUUAGAGACAGUGAAGACCUCUCCGUCUAUCCCAUAGUGGGCAUGGGUGGACUUGGCAAAACAACACUUGCCAAGCAGGUCUUCAAUGAUAACAGGGUAUGCAAACAUUUUGACUUGACAAUUUGGGUUUGUGUUUCUGAUGAUUUCAACACCAAGACAAUACUACAAUCCAUCAUAGAAUGCAUCACCGGACAAAAUUUCAAUCUCAAUAGCUUAGAAGCAAUGCGGAAAAAGGUUGAAGAAGUGUUGCAUGGGAUGAGGUAUUUACUUGUUCUUGAUGAUGUGUGGAAUCAAGACCCAGAGAAAUGGGAGCAGUUGAAGGGAAAGUUGCAGUGCGCAAGGGCAGCAAAAGGAGCUACCAUUUUGGUCACCACUCGACUCAAGGAAGUUGCUUCCACCAUGCAGACGCAUCCUGCUUACGAUUUGAAAGAAUUGUCAGGAGAUGAUAGUUGGUCAUUGUUCAAACACCAUGCGUUUGGACCAAACAGAGAAGAAACGGAAGAACUCGUGUCAAUUGGCAAAGAGAUAAUGACAAAAUGCGUUGGUUCACCGCUUGCAAUCAAAACAUUGGGAAGCCUAUUACGUGAUGAAAGUGACGUAAAACAAUGGCAGAAUGUAAAGGAAAGUGAGAUUUGGGAUAUACGGGAGGAAAGUAGUUCUGCGACAGGUGAGGAAAAUUCUAUCAUGCGUGCUUUGAAAUUAAGCUAUUUUAAUUUGGAGUUGUCAUUGCGGAGAUGCUUUUCUUUUUGUGCAAUUUUUCCCAAAGAUUUUGAAAUAGACAAGGAAGAACUUAUUCAUCUCUGGAUGGCUAAUGGAUUUAUUAAAUGUGAAGGAAAUGUAGAAGUGGAGGAUGUUGGAAAUAAAGUGUGGAAAAAAUUAUACAGUAGAUCAUUUUUUCAAGAAGCUAAGUAUGAUGAAUUUGGUAUGAUCACAACUUUCAAGAUCCAUGAUCUAUUUCAUGAUCUUGCCCAGUCUAUUAUGGGUGAGGAAUGUGUGGUUAUUGUGAAAGGAAGAUUGACUCCAUUGCCAACUAGAGUUCACUAUUCAAGCUUGUUCAAUUCUGGUGUGUCUGAUGAUAUGACUGCUUUCAAGCAAAGAUUGACGACUGAUUUGAAGAAGGUUGAAUCCCUGCAGACUUUUCUUGAUAUUGGUGGUAUUGGCCCGGUGCCAUCAAAUCAUUGUCUCCGAGCAUUGCAAACAAGCUCUUCAUUGUUGUCCCCACUCAAGGAUUUAACACUUUUGAGAUACUUGAGUUUGAGAUUUUGUAGUUGUUCGGAAGAAAGCUUAAAUAGCUCAAUUUGUCAGUUGCCAAAAUUGCAAAUACUGAAACUGUUUCAUUGUCAAGAACUUCAUGGGUUGCCUAAGGACUUGACACGAUUACAGGAUCUGAGGCAUAUUGUGAUUGAUGACAUGGAUACAAUACAAGAGAUGCCUCCGAAUAUUGGCAAGUUAAGGCAUCUAAGAACACUAAGCAUUUUCGUGGUGGGUUCAAAGCCAGGGUGUGGCUUAGCAGAGUUGCAUAGCUUAAAUCUAGGAGGCACGCUGAGCAUCAGAGGCCUUGAAAACAUCUCCGAUGAAUGGGAUGCUAAACAAACAAAUUUGAUUGGUAAGAAGGAAUUGAAUAUCCUGCACUUGUCAUGGGAUGGUAAUGCUAAUCCAAAAGGUAGUAAUGUAAGUGUGGAGAGAGUACUGGAAGCCCUAGAACCACCUUCAACUCUGAAGAGUUUUGAAAUGAAUGGUUAUCAGGGAAGGCAUUUAUCGAGUUGGAUGAGAAAUAAUGCAGUUUUGAGAGACUUGGUGAAAGUUACACUCUCCGACUGUGACAACUGUGAGGAGCUUUCCCCACUUGGUAAACUACCACACUUGAAAAGGCUAAACGUGAGUGGAAUGAAAAAUGUGAAGUGGAUAGAUGGUGAGACGUAUGACGGCGUGGAGGAGAAGGCAUUUCCAUCGUUGGAGGAACUGAUUGUUGAUAAUUUACCAAAUAUGGAGAGGUUGUUGAGGGAUGAAGGAGUAGAGAUGCUCCCUCGUCUUUCCCAAUUAAGAAUUGAAGGUGUGUUGAACUUUAAAGUCCCACGUCUUCCUUGUGUUGAGGAACUUAGUGUUGAAAGGAUUGGCGAAGCGGCUUCCUUCAUGGAAGUUGUGGGGAAUAUGGCUUUUCUAAAGACCUUGAGCAUUGAAAUUAUUAAAGGAGUGGUGGUAUUACCCGACGAAUUCAGGAGGUUGGGUGCACUACAGGAACUAUACAUUGCAGAAUGGUAUGAUGUAGAGUAUUUUCCAGAACACGUGCUGGAAGGUCUAACUUCUCUUCGAACUUUGUCCAUUAAUUACUGUAAGAAAUUAAAAUCCUUGUCCGAAGGUGUGCGACAUUUGGCUCGUCUUGAGAGUUUGAUGAUCAGCGAUUGUCCAGAGCUGGUGGCUCUACCAAGCAAUAUGAGUCAACUAACUGCCCUGCGGGAGGUUUCAAUCAAUUAUUGCUGCACAUUACCAGAUGGCUUACAACGUGUCCCCUCCCUACGAGUUUUAUAUAUAUACGAAUGCACGUGUACUUCAUUGCCGGACUGGCUAGGAGACAUGACUACUCUUGAACAAUUAAGAAUUGCAUACUGUAAGGAGUUGAGGUCACUGCCGAGUAGCAUUAAACGGCUCACCAACUUGUCUUAUUUAAGCAUAUGCAGAUGUCCUCAUCUGAAGAUGGAAACAGGAGAGGAUUGGCAAUACAUAAAGCACAUUCCAAAAUUAGAACUAUUGCCAUGAUCUGUUUACUUCUCUCCCUAUUGUGUGAGUCUGUCCUUGAAAAUUAUGUAGCCUUUUUGCGCAAUUGAAUAAUAAAACAACGUUCACUAUUGUUUGUGCUCACAUAAAGUCGUAAAAGAAAUCAUUUUUUUU